AUGUCGACAGAGCUGACAGACCGCCAGAAGAAUGAUCUCCAUCGCGCCAUGCUAGACUACUUACACUCCGCAGGGCUUCACAGGUCAUAUGAGCAGCUCAAAGAAGAAAGCGCACAGCUCGACUAUGAACCAGACCCGAAUAGCAAGACGAAGGACCUCCUCGUGAAGAAGUGGACCAGCGUCAUUCGCUUACAGAAAAAGAUCAUCGAUCUCGAGUCGCGACUUGCCCAGGCGCUACAAGAUAGUGCAGGCGCCGUCGCAAACCCGGCGAGCUUGAACCAGCGCAGCAAUCCGGAUUGGCUCCCUACCGUCACCCCGCCAAAACUGACGCUUACAGGGCAUAGGGCGAACGUCAACGCGGUCACAUUUCACCCGCGCUACUCGGUUCUCGUGUCUGCCAGCGAUGACAGCACUAUGAAGGUGUGGGAUUGGGAAACGGGAGACCUGGAGAGGACUAUCCAAGGGCACACGAGGCGUGUUAGCGACUGUGACUAUGACUCCAAGGGAAAGUAUUUAGUUUCAUGUUCCCAUGACCUAUUCAUCAAGUUGUGGGAUGUUGAAAACGAAUACAAGAACGUUUCCACCUUCCGAGGACAUGAGCACUCCAUUUCAACUGUUCGCUUUCUCCCCGGAGACGAUCGCGUCGUCAGUGCAAGCCGCGAUCACUCAAUCCGUAUCUGGGAGGUGGCUACUACGCAUUGUAUCAAAGUUAUCAAACCUCACGAAGACUGGAUCAGGGCUGCGAUACCGAGUCCAGAUGGUCGCUUCCUAGUGACGAGUUGUAUGGAUCACACGGCACGCGUGAUCGAAAUUGCUACAGGUGCUACGAAAGCCGAGUUCAGAGGGCACAGCAAUGUGGUCGAGAACGCCAUAUUCGUGCCCCGAAAUGUUGUACCCGCGAUUGCAGAGCUAGUCGGCACGAAGGUGCCACCAUCUACACCCGAAGAGCUAUCUGUCGCGUUUGUGGUGACCGCAUGCCGCGACCAGAAGAUUAAGGUUUGGGACGCACGGGCUGGCCAAUGCCUGCAUACGUUGGUCGGGCACGAUGGUUGGGUGCACGGACUUGCAUUCCACCCCAACGGCCGAUACCUGCUAUCCGCCGCGGACGACGGCUCCAUUCGGAUAUGGGACAUCAAGACCGGGCGUUGUAUUCGGAAGAUCGAGACUGGCGAGCGCUUCGUGUCCUGUCUGGCUUGGGGUCGCCAAACCACGGGAGGCAGCGCGCCGGCGGAUGCGGGCGCAAAGAGCGACCAAGGGGAGGCUCCGAGACGCGUCAAUGUGAUCGCUUCUGGAUGCUGGGACUAUAGCGUGAAGAUUUGGAAGCCUUAGGAGCCGGUUGCAUUGCCGGAGGACUUUGUUCUCAUAGUGCUCACGUCGUCGGGCGCCCGAUCGAGUUCGGUACAGCCAC
This is a messenger RNA of Trametes versicolor FP-101664 SS1, 1408 nucleotides long. Its product is annotated as dynein regulator. The transcript has 10 exons. NCBI's taxonomy places the organism in Eukaryota, Fungi, Basidiomycota, Agaricomycetes, Polyporales, Polyporaceae. Bases 1 to 1329 code for a protein of 442 amino acids. Gene Ontology annotation, molecular function: protein binding. The record is from RefSeq and is a predicted model, not a curated record.